CGCACGAUGAGGUUGAUCGUAGGCUGCGGGCGAGGGUCCUCGAGGGCAUUGAUCACGUGAUACGCAUGUGCGCCAACUCUCUGGCGAUGGUCAGAAAUGGGACGUCUCCGGCUUCUAGGCUGCCGUCAACCAAAUGGACGGAGAGGUUAGAAGGGGAGGAGCAGGCGGAGGUGGAGGUCAACGUUACGGUGGCGGCAGACGGAAGCGGGGAUUUUAGGACGGUGGGGGCCGCGGUGGACGCGGCGCCGGAGAAAAGUAAGAGUAGGUAUGUGAUCGAGAUAAAGGAGGGGAGGUAUGACGAGUAUGUGUUUGUUGGGAAGAAGAAGGUCAAUCUGAUGUUUGUGGGGGCGGGGAGGGGGAGGACGGUCAUUAGUGGGAACAAGAGCGUGGCGGAUAAGUUCUCCACCUUCUGGACCGCAACCCUGGCUGUAGUUCCGACGGAUCUAUUCCUCGCCCGCGACCUGACGAUAGAAAACACCGCCGGCCCGUCAAAGGGCCAGGCGGUGGCCCUCCGCGUCAAGGCCAACUUCUCUGCCUUCUACAACUGCGACAUCCUGGGCUACCAAGACACGCUGUACGCCUUCCACGGCCGGCAGUUCUACCGCAACUGCCUGAUCCGGGGGACCGUCGACUUCAUCUUCGGCAACGCCGCCGUCGUCCUCCAAGACUGCGACAUAGAAGUUCGUCAGCCCAACCCGGGCCAGAAAAACAUGGUCACGGCCCAAGGGCGCAAUGACCCGGAUGAGCCCACGGCCAUAUCGAUCCAUCGGUGUAGGAUUGGGGCGGAGCCCGGGUUUAACAAAUCCUUGAACCCGUCGUACUUGGGCCGGCCCCGGAAAGAGUACUCGAGGGCAGUGAUUAUGCAGUCCAAUAUCACUGAAGUGAUCCAUCCAGCAGGGUGGCAUGAGUGGGAUGGGCGGUUUGCACUGGAUACUUUGUAUUACGGUGAGUAUAAUAACAGUGGGCCUGGUGCUGAUACGGCCCAAAGAGUUAACUGGACUGGGUAUAGGGUUAUUUAUAAUUCUACUGAGGCCCAACAGUUUGCUGCUGGGAGCUUGAUUACUGGUUCAGAGUGGUUGGGGUCCACAGGGUUCCCCUAUUACCUUGGAUUGUGAGUCCAGAUGGA
Asparagus officinalis (garden asparagus) is the source of this 1126-nucleotide messenger RNA. RefSeq names its product pectinesterase-like. The coding region runs from base 66 to 1115 and encodes 349 amino acids. Lineage: Eukaryota; Viridiplantae; Streptophyta; Magnoliopsida; Asparagales; Asparagaceae. Gene Ontology annotation, molecular function: pectinesterase activity; pectinesterase inhibitor activity. The transcript is spliced from 4 exons. Gene Ontology annotation, biological process: cell wall modification. The record is from RefSeq and is a predicted model, not a curated record.